AAAUCUUGCUAGUCUUCUACUCUACUCUCUCUUCCUCUCAGUUGCCGAUUCUAGGUGGGUCAGAUUCGAUACUCUUCUUUGUUCUUUUUUGUUUUUGCUGCGUUUCACUUUCUACCCAACAAAAACUACAUAAUCUGCAAGUUUUAUGGAUGUAUCAUCAGUAUCCUCUUACUACUAUUAUCUCUCAUCCCCUUUUCUUCCUCUUUCUGAUGCAAUGAUUCCCAACACAAUGCUUCCUUUACUUUGCAAACCCAAUAAAUCACUUACCCAUGUCAAGGUAGAUUUGGUAGUUUCACCUAAAUACCUAAUCGAAGUAUUUCCUCAUCAUUGCAUCUGCAGAGCUCACAGAAUUUACCUAGUUUAAGUUGUGAUAGCAGCACUAGUACCAACGAUGUGCUUUCUUUCACAAUUGAUGAUAUAAUCACUUCCUGUGGGUUAUCCGACCGAUUUCGUGUUCUAUGUAAGUCCUCGGAGAAGCCAAAUGCAGUCUUAAAGCUUCUGAGUGACUAUGGGUUUUCACGAACCCAAGUCGAAACCAUGGUUUCCAAAUACCCCAGAAUUCUCUCCUGCAGUGUUGAGAAAACCCUCAAGCCCAAGAUUGAUUUCCUUCGUUCGGUUGGCUUGUCCAAAACUGAAUUCCUUGGUGUGGUCACCACCUGCCCUAUGUUAUUUACACGAAGCUUAAAGAAUCACCUUGUCCCAAUAGUUGAGUUUCUCAUAACUUCGUUUGGUUCUCGAGAUAAUGCAGUUUUGGUAAUUAAAAGGUACCCAUUUAUUCUGUUCAACACCUCGAAAAGAUUGGUGCCUAAUCUGUCAACAUUGCGGAAUCUUGGCAUCCCCCAAUCCCAGAUUUCAAAUAUGAUGGCUGUGAUAGGUGGCCGUGUAAUAACAUGUACAAAACCAUGCAGGUUUAUUAAGGUUGUGUCCACUGCAAUGGAAAUGGGUUUCGACCCUUUGUCAUUGGCAUUUAAAAAUGUUGUUAGUGCAAUGUUGUUCUGCCCUGGAUCGACUUGGGAGGACAAACUUAUGUUUUACAAAACCUUGGGGUUUUCCGAUGAGGAGACCCUUGAUAUCUUUAGGUUCAACCCCUCUUUCAUAUCCAGGUCAGAGGAGGUGAUAAGAGGCCCGGUGGAGUUCUACGUCAGUAAGUUUCAUUGGAGCCCAUCGCAGUUGUCAAGGAGGCCUGUAGUACUUACUUAUAGUUUGGAGAAGAGGAUCAUCCCAAGGUGUUUGGUUGUGCAAGUUUUGUUGUCAAGAAACAAGAUUCAAGAAAAUGUGAAGUUGUCAGCAGUUUUGAUCUGUAGAGAGAACGAAUUCUUGCGGAGGUAUGUGAUUAAGUACAAGGAUGAGAUUCCUGAAGUGUUGGACGCGUACCAUGGUAAGAUGAAAUCUGCUGAAUGUGACUUUUAUUGGGAGGAACUGAGCAGGCUACCGUUUAAAAUUAUACUGUAGCUCAGAACAUAAGGGGAGCAGUUGAGCUCUAUGUAAAGGAAGUUUCAAUGGUGCCAAUUGGAGUAGUCAAAAGAGGAGCUUUGGGAUGUCGGGUUAGGUUUUGCAAGUUUUACUGUGCAGAAACAGGAUUUAAGAUUCUGACUGUAACCACAAUUCCGAAAAC
Rhododendron vialii is the source of this 1615-nucleotide messenger RNA. Its product is annotated as transcription termination factor MTERF6, chloroplastic/mitochondrial-like. Gene Ontology annotation, biological process: chloroplast organization; regulation of DNA-templated transcription. The record is from RefSeq and is a predicted model, not a curated record. Lineage: Eukaryota; Viridiplantae; Streptophyta; Magnoliopsida; Ericales; Ericaceae. Gene Ontology annotation, cellular component: chloroplast. The transcript has 2 exons. Gene Ontology annotation, molecular function: double-stranded DNA binding. Bases 538 to 1452 code for a protein of 304 amino acids.